GGUGCGCGGCGCGGAGCUCCCCCGCGGGGUCUGAGCGGAGUAGAGGGCUGCAGUCUAGGAGGGAAGGCGCGCCCCUGGGUUCGCCCUAAGCAUGGCUGUCCGCAGGCCGCUCCGGGUGGCCUGUUCCGUGGCCUAGGCGUGAGCGGCAGGCCUGCAGCCCCCGUGUCGCCACCGCCACCAUGGCCCCACAGCAGCUGUUCCGCGCGCUCGUGUCAGCGCAGUGGGUGGCCGAGGCACUGAGGGCCCCUCGCGCGGGGCAGCCCCUGCAGCUGCUCGACGCCUCCUGGUACCUGCCCAAGCUGGGUCGCGACGCGCGACGCGAGUUCGAGGAGCGCCACAUCCCCGGCGCCGCCUUCUUUGACAUCGACCAGUGCAGCGACCGCACGUCGCCCUACGACCACAUGCUGCCCAGCGCCGCGCACUUCGCUGAGUACGCUGGCCGCCUGGGCGUGGGCGCCGCCACCCACGUCGUGAUCUACGACGCCAGCGACCAGGGCCUCUACUCGGCACCGCGCGUCUGGUGGAUGUUCCGCGCCUUCCGCCACCAGGCCGUGUCGCUGCUGGAUGGCGGCCUCCGCCACUGGCUGCGCCUGGGCCUCCCGCUGAGCUCGGGCAAAACUCGCCCCGAGCCCGCCGAGUUCCGCGCCACGCUCGACCCCGCUUUCAUCAAGACGUAUGAGGACAUCAAGGAGAACCUCGAAUCCCGACGCUUCCAGGUGGUAGACGCCCGUGCCGCGGGUCGGUUCAGGGGCACCGAGCCCGAGCCUCGAGACGGCAUCGAACCCGGCCACAUCCCCGGCACAGUGAACAUCCCCUUCACGGACUUCCUAACCAAGGAGGGCCUGGAGAAGAGCCCCGAGGAGAUCCACCGUCUGUUCCAGGACAAGAAGGUGGACUUGUCCCAGGCACUGGUGGCCACAUGUGGCUCUGGCGUCACAGCCUGCCAUGUGGCUCUGGGGGCCUACCUCUGCGGCAAACCUGACGUGGCCAUCUACGAUGGCUCCUGGGUAGAGUGGUACAUGCGCGCACAGCCAGAGGAAGUCAUCUCCGAGGGCCGGGGGAAGACCCACUGAGACUAGGCAGGACACAGGGAGCUCUGCCCAGCCUCCUUGUUGACUCUGCUCUGACCAAGUGUGUGUUUCUUCCUGCGAGCCAGGUGGCACGUUAGGGGGACAUCCCCAAGGCCAGGAGUUCCGUUGACUUGUGGGCUCCCAGUGGAGGCAGGAGAGAAGGUGGUGGUGGGCACUGGGGGAGCAGCUGCCCCACACGCCAAGUGGGGGCCCUCCCUUGUUUCACUGUUGAGGAAAUAAAAUAGCCAAGGGCUAAAUCUUUCUAA
This is a messenger RNA of Lutra lutra (Eurasian river otter), 1336 nucleotides long. RefSeq names its product mercaptopyruvate sulfurtransferase (gene MPST). Lineage: Eukaryota; Metazoa; Chordata; Mammalia; Carnivora; Mustelidae. Gene Ontology annotation, molecular function: thiosulfate-cyanide sulfurtransferase activity. Gene Ontology annotation, biological process: transsulfuration. The record is from RefSeq and is a predicted model, not a curated record. Bases 180 to 1073 code for a protein of 297 amino acids. The transcript has 3 exons. Gene Ontology annotation, cellular component: mitochondrion.